AUGCUGGAAUUCCUGAGCAAGAUUGACUUGGACCGACAGAAUAACGAGGGAUCAUCGGCUGUUCAUCCCGAUAUACCACUCAUAAACUUCAAAUGUCCCGUCAACGCUGGUGCCAAGUUGGAAAUUCAGGACACCGUCGCAGGAGACACGCCUUUGGCAAAUGCCGCGUACAAUAAUCAGUUAGAAUACGCGGAGUAUCUUUUGAAACUUGGCGCCGAUAUCAAUAUAGUCUCUCCAUGCUACUGCGCGCCUCUUCAUCAAGCGCAUCUGACAUGUAGCUUGAGUAUGAUGAAGUUGCUCAUCAAGCACUGGGCCGAUCCAAACUGCCCUUGCGAGGAUGCUGUUACGGGCGCCCCUCUACAGGCUGAACUAACGGCACACGACGCUAAGAAUUCUCGUGUUGACGAGAUAGUUGACUAUCUGAUUGCAAAGGGCGCAGACGUGACGGCCGAGGGUGGGUUGUUUCGUUUUCCAAUCAACGCCGCGGCAUUCCAGGGGACACCGACUCUGACCAGUCGUCUUGUCAACAACGGAGCAACUAUAGACGUCAUGGACCAGACAAUUGUCUAUUUGGGCGGUGACAUCAACAGCUGGGACGAAAUGGGUCGAACGGCGGCCCAUUGGGCAUCACAACCAGGUCGUUCACAGGUCGUCGAGAUGAUCAUGAAGUCAACAGCGGAAAGGCAAUUCGUCAAUAUACCAGACAUAGAUGGUUGGACACCGGUGUUCUGGGCCGCGCGUGGAACUGGCUCCCUGCUGGACAAAGUUGUGGCAGGUGAGCCGCAAGAUCAGACCAAGCUUAUAAAACUCUUGCUUCAGAGAGGAGCUGACCGCCCUAUUCUGCUGUCGGCUACUGGACGUAAAUAG
Messenger RNA from Metarhizium robertsii ARSEF 23, 867 nucleotides. RefSeq lists its product as uncharacterized. Bases 1 to 867 code for a protein of 288 amino acids. The record is from RefSeq and is a predicted model, not a curated record. Gene Ontology annotation, molecular function: protein binding. The transcript has a single exon. NCBI's taxonomy places the organism in Eukaryota, Fungi, Ascomycota, Sordariomycetes, Hypocreales, Clavicipitaceae.